Molecule: messenger RNA, 9146 nt
Organism: Ictalurus punctatus (channel catfish)
Lineage: Eukaryota; Metazoa; Chordata; Actinopteri; Siluriformes; Ictaluridae
Gene: dgkg
Product: diacylglycerol kinase beta
Exons: 24
Coding region: 2541-5147 (868 amino acids)
Biological process (GO): diacylglycerol metabolic process; intracellular signal transduction; lipid phosphorylation
Cellular component (GO): plasma membrane
Molecular function (GO): ATP-dependent diacylglycerol kinase activity; calcium ion binding
Source: RefSeq, a predicted model, not a curated record
GACGUGAUUAAAUGCCAUCUAAAAACACAUUGUGUCCUCACAUUGUGGCUAUGAGGUAGCAGGACCAGUCAGCAGUACAGCCUGAUUCUCACCCUGAAAUGCUUCAUCAUCAGCUACUCAGUACCGCCUGGACUGACACCACAAAGCCCACGAAUCAAGUUACAUUACAAAAGGCAGAUACACUGAUCAUUUGCUUAAUGGUGUAUCACUAUUAUAUUUCUUUGCUUUCUUCCACCUUGACACAAAUAUUACGCCUGUCUGGGUUUGGCGCCACUGGUUGUGACCCAGAGCCUCUCCUGGAUCAAUACAAAAUAACAGUAGUGCAGUCAGCAGGUCUGCAGGCAGCGUCAGCGAGCCUGUGGUUUAACACUGCCCACAUGCUGUCUUUAGUGCAGAGUGCAGGACUUUCCAACACAUUUGCUGUCAUGACAAGUGAAUCAGACAUAACCAGAAAAGGAACAUCUACAUCCUAGAGAAGGCUUUAUCCCUAAUGUUUUAAGACCAUAAAGUAAAAGAGAUAGUCGUCGUCUUGUUUUUUUUUUUUUUGUAGUUAGUUUACACCACUGCCCUUCAAUGGUAAAAGGCAGUACAAGCCAGUUUAAAUCAAAAAUCGAGUUCUUGAUGUUUUUCCAUGCAUUUUGUUUAAUAGAUUAAUCGUUUCUCACAGUACACUGGCAUGCCAUUCCACAGGUGGAAUCAAAGUCAAAUUUUCAAUCAGUAUGAACAAGUUAAUUAUUAUGUCGCCACAGGUCUGUUAUAAAAUUAGUCAGGACACUGUUGGGUUUCUGUAUGUAAUCGUUUCUUUGUGUUUGGCUGCUGGUGAGCAGGGCAAUGGGAAAGGGGAGGGCCAUAAUAAAAUGAUAACUUUUAAACCUGCACUGUAAAACAUGAUGGCCCCAUUAAGUUAUGUAAAUGUAUUUCUUCUCUUUAACUCCAAUUGUCAUGACAGGUUUUGGGAUAUUGAACUCAAGUUUAUAAAUUCUUAAAGUAAUCCAUUGUAUUGACUUAACUUUUUGAGUUGAAACAAAGGAUUUUCAAGUUGAGUUUACUCACAUUUUAAAGGCAGCGGGUGAACGUUAUUUUAACCACCUGAAAUACUUAGGAAAAACUACAAAUUCUAAAAGCCCUGAGUGUCUACUUUCAUAUGAGCCAUUACCCAAUACUGUGAAAUGUUCCAUCUCAAAUAAAUUCAAUGCUGAACACAGGCACCCCAAAAACAGUUGGAAAUAAUAAAAAAAAAAAAUGUUGCCCUCUGGUAAGAAGACUUUUAAAAUAAAUAAAUAAAUAAAUAAAUAAUCGGCCAAUAAACAUUCUUACUAUUAGCCAUAUGACUCGUUUGGCCGGAUAUCAGGAAAAUAUGAAGUCAUUUUUUUCUGUUUCACUCUAUGAGCAUUUAUUGCCUUCUGCCUCGGAACACAUACUGACAUGUUCUGGUGAUGACUCUCUUUCUCAAUUCAAUGUUUUAGCAUUUAAUGAGACUUUCAUUAUUUUAGAUUUGUUUUAAAUAUACACAGGUAUGGAAUAAAACUGCUAUCCAGUUCAUGUAAAGUACAUUUAUUGUCAUUAUUAUAAUUUGAUAGUUUUAGCACCCCUAAUCCAAACAAGAAGCACUUUUUGAAGUCAUUUUUUGCACUUUCUACUCUAAAAGAUAAACUUCUCGUGCUGGAAAACAGAUCUGGCUCGAUACAAUACUUUUCAUUAAUACAGUAUUCAUAUUGGUAAUAUAAUCAUCCUAAAAGUAUGCAAACUGUCCUACGUGGUCAUAUUCUUGCCACGUUAGUAGUCCAGCAGUUCUUAGCUAAAGAGAAAAAUAAACCAUGGUGCUGUGAACACGAUGAUCAAAGUGUAUACUAUAAGACUGACUGUAAUGGUACUGUAUAUAAUGGUAUGACACUGAAUGGUCCAAAAAUGUGCAGUAAUUUAUGAUGAAAUGGUGCAGUGCCUGGUGUGUUCUCCUUUAUAGCAAGGCGUAUCUCACUCAUUAUGUGUAGGAAUGGAUUUACAUGUAUUUACAUGUAUUUCCAUUGAUAUAUAUGUAUAUAUAUAUACAGCAAUAUAGUAAUCUCACAUUGUGCUACCCCAGUUACUACAUGUUCCCAUACUGCAUUACUGGCAUAUACACACGCAUGUUUUCCUCAGCAUGGUCUGUGGAUUCACACUAGCCUAUUGGUAUCACUCAGACUUGAAUCUUUUCUCUUUUUUUAAGGGAGAUCCGAUCAUGUGAGGUCAUGUGCUCCUUCUCUCAUUGCUCUGCUCCCUGCCCUCUGGCCUUUUUAUUCUUGUCUCUCUGAUUGACUUUGAGGCUUUUACAAAAAAGUUUUAAUUUUAACAACGCAAUGGUUCCAGAGGAUUCUGUCAGAUGGAUCAGUCAUUCCAGACCCUCAGCAUAACUAAGUCUUAUCUUAAUCCUAUGUUUUGGGGGGAUUUUUUUUUCUAAGCUAUGUGAUUGAACAAAUCAAUACCCAAAAAGGCAAGGAAUAGCAAUGAUGACAUUUUAAUGCUGGUCAUCAGAAAUAACAGCUAGUUCAUGGAAGCAGUUCAUGGAAGCCUACCAAAUGCACCUUAGAGCAUUAGAACUUAAUUCCCUUUCUGCUUCUAUCCUCACCCCUGUGACUGCCAAACAGAAGCAAGAUGUUCUCAACCAACCUAUCGACUAUGAGGGCUUCCAGCUCUUCAUGGCCACGUACUUAGAGAAUGACAUCCCGGAGGAACUGUGCCAACAUCUCUUCACUUCAUUCAAGAGUAAGACCGGAACAAGCAGUUCGCCUGAUGUUCCCCGAACCGGAGCAACGCUGCUCGAACCCAAGUCGAUUGAUGCAGGUAUCUCUAUUCAGACAGAAGUGGCCUGCGCUCCUAUAACAGGGAUGAAUGGGAAAAGUAUCCUCAGUGCUAUGGGCAGACACGCUUCAGAGCACCCAGCUGGUGUGAUGCCAGGAUCCGGUGCCACCACCUCGCCAUGCUCCUCCCGCUCCUCUUCACAACGCUCAGGCACAGGGGGUCACACUCCUCAUCGCUCACCCAAACCCUCAGCAGGCAGCAGCUGCAAUGCCCUGGCCCCCACCAAGAGUGCCAACUCGCCUCGACUCUCCCCAGAGCAAAGUCGAUCAGACAAGGGGGUGUCUCUGAGGAAAAGUCCAUCCCCUCAGAAGAGUUGCACCCCGUCCUCACCACAGAUCGUCUUCCUGAAAGACAUUGUGUGCUACCUCUCUCUACUGGAGCGAGGGACUCCAGAGGACAAACUAGAGUUCAUGUUCCGGUUGUAUGACACGGAUGGCAAUGGCCUGCUGGACAGCUCAGAACUGGACCGUAUCAUCAAUCAGAUGGUCCAUGUAGCAGAAUACCUGGAAUGGGACUCAACAGAGCUGAAGCCAAUCUUGAAGGAGAUGAUGGAGGAGAUUGACUACGACCAUGAUGGAACAGUCACACUAGAAGAGUGGAUCAGAGGGGGAAUGACCACUAUCCCCUUGCUGGUACUGCUGGGCAUGGAGACGAAUGUACAAGAAGAUGGGCAGCAUGUAUGGAGACUGAAGCACUUCAACAAGCCAGCAUACUGUAACUACUGUCACACUAUGCUGUUAGGAGUGCGUAAACAAGGCCUUUGCUGCUCACUAUGCAAGUACACAGUCCAUGAGCGCUGUGUGUCCAAAGACAUUGCUGCUUGCAUCAGCACCUAUGCCAAGUCCCGCAGACACACCAAUGCUAUGCAGCAUGUAUGGAUGGAGGGCAAUUCUCCAACCAAGUGUGAUCGAUGUCACCGCAGUAUCAAGUACUACCAGGGCCUUACUGGUCUUCAUUGUGUUUGGUGUCAAAUUACUCUCCAUAAUAAGUGUGCAUCUCAUGUGAAGCCAGAUUGUGAUGGUGGAGCAUUGAAAGACCACACCCUCUUGCCAUCUUACAUCUGCCCUGUUGUACUGGACCGUCACUCUGUAGUAAAAAGAGGAGAGGGUGAGUCCUCCCCCAACACCAGUCCUGAUGACUCCAACCAGUGCUUUAAGUUCACUGGCGAUGGUCAAGCACUACAGAUCACCCCUCUUCCGGGAACACAUCCCUUACUGGUGCUGGUUAAUCCAAAGAGUGGUGGUCGGCAGGGAGAAAGGGUAUUGCGGAAGUUCCAGUACCUGCUUAACCCCAGACAGGUUUACAGUCUAGAUCGUGGAGGGCCCAUGGUAGGAUUAAACUUUUUCCGUGAUGUGCCUGAUUUCCGAGUAUUGGCCUGUGGAGGAGAUGGAACAGUGGGCUGGAUCUUGGAUUGCAUUGAUAAGGCUAAUUUUGCCUGCCACCCUCCUGUCGCCAUCCUACCACUGGGUACUGGGAAUGACCUGGCACGCUGCCUCCGCUGGGGUGGAGGCUAUGAGGGAGGCAAUCUUCUCAAGUUCCUCAGGGACAUUGAACACAGUAGUGAGGUAGUGCUGGACCGCUGGAACAUUGACAUUUCCCCUGACAACAAGGAAGAAAAGGGAGACCCUGUGCCAUACAGCAUAGUCAAUAACUACUUUUCCAUUGGAGUGGAUGCAUCAAUAGCUCACCGAUUCCACUUGAUGAGGGAAAAACAUCCUGAAAAGUUCAACAGCAGGAUGAAGAAUAAGCUCUGGUACUUUGAAUUUGGCACCACAGAGACUAUUUCAGCCACGUGCAAGAAGCUGAAUGAGGGUGUGGAAGUGGAGUGUGAUGGCAUCAUCCUGGACCUCAGCAACACGUCUCUGGAGGGGAUUGCUGUGCUCAAUAUUCCCAGCAUGCAUGGUGGCUCCAACUUGUGGGGGGAAACCAAGAAGAGACGCAACUACAACCGCAUGAGUAAGAAGCUACCUGAAAGGACGUGUGUCACCACCGUCACUGAUGCCAAGGAACUUAAAUUUUGUGUACAAGAUCUGAGUGACCAGCUGCUUGAGGUGGUGGGCUUAGAAGGGGCCAUAGAGAUGGGCCAGAUCUACACAGGCCUCAAGAGUGCUGGUCGACGCCUCGCCCAGUGUGCCAGUGUCACCAUCAGGACAUUCAGACUGCUGCCUAUGCAGAUUGACGGGGAGCCAUGGAUGCAGCCUCCAUGCACGAUACGAAUUACACACAAGAAUCAGGUACCCAUGCUGAUGGGUCCUCCACAGAAAACCCCCUUCUUAUUAUUCAAAAGGCGCAACAGAAGUCGGGACUAGGCUCACCUCCAACACACACACACACACACACACACACACACACACACACACACACACACACACACACACACACACAUAUCUUCACUAAUCUCAGUCACUGUAUCUACUCUGCUGGGGUGGUGAAGAUGGACAUCUGAGAGGAAAACUAGUACAGAAGUCCAAUAUUUGGCGAUGGACAAAUAUUAAACUCAUACCUUUAUAUUGCAUGGACAGAGGACUCUGAUGCCUGUAGUAGCCUAACCAUUAGAGACUUCAGUGACUGAAGAAGCCAACCCAGCAUCUUGACCAAUACCUGUGUGUUUGAAUCUCUGAUAUUCCUACAAUGGGCUGUAUAGGCUGUAGCUUUUUAACAAUUCCUGCCAGAGCCAGGACCACCAGACCAUUAACUUUGUAUCAUUCUGUGCUCUCUCUCACUUCCUGUCAGUGGGUUCAUCAGACAAUACUGACUUGCAGAGAGAGAAGGGAAGGGAUAUAUGAAGAAUAAACUAAGGUGCUCAGGAACAUCUUCAAAAAGAGUGCUAAGGCCAGGGGUGACUGCUUGACAUAUUUACCCUGUUAUGAAAGUUAAAGUGGGUGGGGCACACCAAAUGACACCAUCAUCCUGAAGGAGUCAGCUGAAUUAUAUAUCAAUUCAUGAAGAGUGUUCACUCAAACGCCUCUUUAAAGCCCCACAACAUGCCACUAAUUAAAGACACAAAACAGUGAGCUCAUAUUUUAUGCAGUGUUUAGUUUAUGGCCUGUGGGCUGUUUAGAAGAGGUAGGCCCUAUCAUUUGCUUCUAACCUAUCUGGUAUCCACCUUCAGACCACUGAUAUCCACAGGUAGCCAGUGUCAAUUUUGUAAAAUAAUACAUAGCUUACUGGUAGGUCCAGACACCAUAGACACUGUUUAGAGGAUAAUCUAGGGAGGUAAAAAAUUGAUGUGUUUAUCAAAAAGUCUUUUUUAGCUAUUUAGAAAUCAAGAGGGUGGUCCUUUCCCUAACAUCAAUUUCUCAUCAGUCUGCAUAUGCACUAUAGAUUGAGUAAACAAGUGUCAGAAAUUAACAUCUCAGGCCAUGUCUACAAUAUUAAGUAGACCACAUUGGAUUAAAACCAGCCCUAUGAUCCUACAUGGGUAUCUGACUGACCAUAAACCUAAAUAUAUCACAGUAUUUCAGGCACUAUCUUUCCCAUGAAACACUAUACCAAAAUACAUCAUGAAACCAUCAGCUCAUAAUUUCAAGUCUGAUGACAGGGGUAUUAAAACACCUAAAUCAUCCAUGUAGGAAACAAAUCUAUGUUACUGUGUUUGUGCCAGUGUCCAAGCUUAGAAAAUAUUCAUGUUCUGAUGGCUGGACAUCAUAUAUGCUGUGAAGUAAACUUUUUAAACCUUUCAUAUAUAGCAGAUGGAGAUGAUAUCAGUGUUAGACUAAAGAUGUCUACCAUCAUGUAUAUGAAUACACAGUAGUUGUAUAUUCUGAGAACCCUGUGUGCAUAUAUUUGAAUGUGUUUGACGAUAUAACUUGUGAGUAAUGUAAUAUAGCUUUAGAAACUAGUAGCGUUAUCUCACGGGUGACAUGAAUUUCCAACAUAUUGUCCCCAAUAUAGAUAAGCACUCUAUGAUAGUCAGAUAUAUUGGCACUGUGUAGAACUGUGUGCCUAACAGUUAAAUUCCUUAAGCGUCACCAUUUUAAAUCUGGGAUCAGAUAAGGUUUUUUUAGUCUGAGAUUAUUUAACUUCAAGUUUGACAUUUUUAAGGUAAUUUCAGAUCAGCACUGAUUGUACAGCUGAUGUUCUCAAAACACAAUUCUUCAAACAGGCAGACUACUCUGCCUCUGGUUCCCUUUAAUGAACACCAAAUCAAAGAUGCAGUAUCAAGGUCCUACAAAGUGCAAAUUUGCCUAGAUAACCACAGGAUAUAACUUUGGUAUUUUUUAAUCAGCAAAGCUCAUGUCAUUCCAAUUAAAAGUAAUAGUGAAUUUCACUAGAACUUCAAUGUCUCCUGUGGUCAUCAGACAGUUGACUUUUAUGGUCCUCUGGUGCUUAAAGAAUGUUGGUUUGGUUAUGAGUGCAUGUUUACAAUUUCUUUUCAUUUUACAAUUUACAACCCCAAUUCCGAAAAAGUUGGGACAGUAUGGAAAAUGCAAAAACAAACAAAAGAGUCAUCUGAAAAUUCAGUUCACCCUGUACUAUAUUGAAAACACAUUAUUUGAUGCUUUACUUUGUGAAAUUAAUUUUUUACAUUUUUGAAAAUAUUUACUCUUUUCAAAUCUGAUGACUGCAACACACUCCAAAAAAGUUGGGACAGUCGACUGUUUACCACUGUGUAACAUCACCUUUUCUUUUAAUAACACUUAUUAAGCGUUCAGGCACUGAACACAACAGUUGGUUAAGUUAAUCCAUUAUGCAUUUCUUCAGCUGCGCAACUGUACGGAGCGAGCCUUCAUUGCCUUAUUUUGCGAUUCAUAAUGCGCAACACAUUCUCAAUCGGAGACAGGUCAGGACUGCACGCAGGCCAUGCUAGUACCUGCACUCUCUGCUUAUGCAACCAUGUGCUUGUAGUCCGGACAGAAUGUGGUUUGGCGUUGUCCUGCUCUGGAUGCCAGCAUAUGUUGCUCCAAAAUGUGUACAUAUCUUUCUUUAUUAAUGGUGUCCUCACAGAUGUGCAACUUACCUAUGCCAUGGGCAUGGACACACCCCCAUACCAUGACAGAUACUGCCUUUUAGACCUGACGCUGAAAACAGCUUGAAUGGUCUUUUUCCUCUUUGGCCCGGAGAACAUUACGGCUGUUUUGUCCGAAAACUAUUUGAAAUGUUGACUCGUCAGACCUCAAAACACGAUUCCACUGUGCUACUGUUCAUCUCAGAUGAGACAGAGCACAGAGAACUCGGCGAUGCUUCUGGACAGUAUUGCUGUAUGGCUUAUUGCUCUGCAUAGUAAAGCCUUAACUUGUAUCUGUGGAUGCAGCAGCGAAUGGUGUUUAAUGACAAAGGUUUACCAAAGUAUUCCUGAGCCCAUGUCAGGAUAUCCAUUACAGAUUCAGAAGUGGUUUUCAGCCUUACCCUUUACCUUGUCUGGAUUCCUCAAAUUUUUUAAUUUGCGGCAGCUAUGGCUCAGGUGGUAGAGCGGGUUGUCUACUAUUUGUAGGGUUGGAGGUUCGAUUCCCAGCCCACAUGACUCCACAUGCCAAAGUGUCCUUGGGCAAGAUACUGAACCCCAAGUUGCCCCCAAUGGCAAGUUGGUGCCUUGUAUGGCAGCUCUGCUACCAUUGGUGUGAAUGUGUGUGAAUUGGUGAAUGAGACACAGUGUAAAGCACUUUGGAUAAAAGCACUAUAUAAGUGUGCCAUUUACCAUUUUAAUUAUAUUGUACACGGUAGAAGGUGAAAUGCCCAAAAUCUUACCAAUUUGUCUCUGGGGAAUAUUGUUCUCAAAGUGUUGGAUUAUUCACUGAUGCAUCUGUUGGCAGAUUGGCGAGCCUCAACCCAUCCUUGCUCUUGAAGGACUAGGCUCCUUUAUAUACUAUGAUUAGAUGAUUUCAAAUUGUCACAUCGCUAUUAGUCCUAAAUUGCCCCAUCCCAACUUUUUUGGAACAUGUUGCAUGUUCAUCAAUUUCAAAAUAAACACUUACCUUCAAAAAAAAAGUGCAGUUAAUUAGGUAAAACAUCAAAUACCUUGUUUUUAUACAUUUUUUGUUUAAAUACAAGUCAAACAACAUUUACAAAUCAUUCCUCUUUGUUUUUAUUAGCAUUUUCCAUACUGUCCCAACUUUUUCAAAAUUGGGGUUGUUCAAUGAUUGUUGUAUAUAUAUUUUAGCUAACAUGACACCACUGCAUGCCUACUGAAGCAAAGAAGACAACACUGUCUGCUCGUAGAGAGACCAUCUUGAUUGUCGCAAGAGUCUGCCAUCUUCUCAUGAUUAUAUUCCUAGACCUUUUCUACUUUUGCUUAAUUGUUGUAGCCUAUUGUCUUUAUUCAUUGUGUUUUCCCAUAAUAUGUUUGAAACAUGUUCAUAGUAAAAGCA